UAUUUGAAAAAAGGUCGGUUCCGAAAUCACAGAAACGGUAAAACUAAAACCCUCCUUCCCAAAGCGCUGUCUCUCUCAGAAACUCACAAUCUUCGGCUCUCUGUCUCCUCCGGUGGUCUUGUCUCGCAUUCACACUUUGUUUGCGUCACACGCUUGAAAACCUCCUACGUGCGAGGCACAGCGCCAUAGCCAACCUUUCUCAGAACCCAAACUCUCUCUCUUCCUCGCCGAACAAACCCUAGGAAAAUGGCGAGUGAUGGGAAUUUGAAGACAUGGGUAUCUGAUAAGUUGAUGUUGAUACUGGGAUAUUCUCAGCCCACAUUAGUUCAAUAUAUUAUUGGACUAGCUAAGAAAGCGACAUCACCUGCUGAUGUGGUGAAUAAUCUAGUGGAAUGUGGAUUGUCUUUAUCAAGUGACACCCGUGCAUUUGCUGAAGAAAUCUUCACUAGAGUACCCCGUAAAUCAUCUGGUGUAAACCUUUAUCAGAAACAAGAGAGGGAAGCUGCGAUGUUGGCAAGAAAACAGAAGACUUAUGCACUUUUGGAUGCAGAUGAUGAAGAAGAAGAUAAUGUUGUUGGGGAUGAUGCUGAGCAUCGAUCUUCCAUUGCAGCUGCUCCUGAAACCAGAAAAGCAGAUACCAAUAGAAAACGUUUCAGGAAGAAGAUUGAAAGUCAAGAUGAUGAAGACGAUGAGGUAAUUGCAUGGGGGGAAGGAAAAGGACAGGUUAAAAGACAAACAUCCGAAGAUGAAGAUGAUGGUUCAGAGUCAGAAGAAGAAAGACUGCGUGACCAAAGAGAGAGGGAGCAAUUAGAGCAAAAUAUAAGGGAACGGGAUGCAAUAGGGACACGGAAGCUAACAGAGUCAAAGUUAACACGAAGGGAGGAAGAAGAGGCAAUAAGGAGAUCUAAUGCUUUGGAGCAAGAUGGCAUCGGAAGUUUAAGAAAAGUUUCAAGACAAGAGUACUUAAAGAAAAGGGAGCAAAAGAAACUAGAGGAAUUAAGAGAUGAUAUAGAAGAUGAGCAAUAUCUAUUUGAUGGUGUGAAGCUUACUGAAGCAGAAUAUCGUGAGUUAAGGUACAAGAAGGAAAUAUAUGAGAUUGUGAAGAAGCGGUCAGAGGAGGAUGACAAUACAAAUGAGUACAGGAUGCCAGAAGCCUAUGAUGAGGAAGGGGGUGUCAAUCAGGAAAAGAGAUUUGCUGUGGCUAUGCAACGUUACAGAGACCAAGGUGCUGCGGAUAAAAUGAAUCCAUUUGCUGAACAAGAGGCCUGGGAGGAGCAUCAAAUUGGAAAGGCAACGAUGAAAUAUGGUUCAAAAAAUAAAAAGCAAAUAUCUGAUGACUAUCAGUUUGUGUUUGAGGAUCAGAUUGAUUUUAUCAAAGCAUCAGUUAUGGGUGGCGAAAAUAUUGAUAAUGAGGAGGCCACCGAGUUGCUUGAGAAGUCUAUGGCAAAAUCAGCUUUGGAAAAGCUUCAGGAGGACAGAAAAUCUUUACCUAUUUAUCCAUAUCGAGAUCAAUUGCUUCAAGCCAUUGAGGAUCAUCAGAUUCUUGUUAUUGUUGGUGAAACUGGUUCUGGAAAGACUACGCAAAUACCCCAAUAUCUUCACGAAGUUGGAUACACAAAGCGUGGAAAGAUUGGAUGUACACAGCCACGACGGGUUGCUGCUAUGAGCGUUGCUGCUCGAGUUUCUCAAGAAAUGGGUGUCAAACUUGGGCAUGAGGUUGGUUAUUCUAUCCGUUUUGAAGAUUGCACUUCUGAAAAGACUGUUCUGAAAUAUAUGACAGAUGGGAUGUUGUUGCGAGAGUUUCUUGGUGAACCAGAUCUGGAAAGCUACAGUGUGGUGAUGGUGGAUGAGGCCCAUGAAAGAACUCUCUCAACUGAUAUUCUAUUUGGAUUAGUGAAGGAUAUUGCUCGAUUUCGCCCCGAUCUUAAGUUGCUAAUCUCAAGUGCAACGCUUGAUGCGGAGAAAUUUAGUGAUUAUUUUGAUUCAGCUCCAAUCUUUAAAUUUCCAGGGAGGCGCUAUCCUGUUGAAAUACACUACACAAAAGCUCCAGAAGCUGAUUAUUUGGAUGCAGCUAUAGUUACUGUUCUUCAAAUUCAUGUGACACAAGAACUGGGAGAUAUUUUGGUUUUCUUCACUGGUCAAGAAGAGAUUGAAACAGCAGAAGAAAUUAUAAAGCACAGGAUAAGGGGCCUAGGGACAAAGAUUGCUGAGCUGAUUAUAUGUCCAAUAUAUGCAAACCUACCGACUGAGCUCCAAGCAAAAAUAUUUGAAGCCACUCCCGAAGGAGCACGGAAGGUUGUUCUUGCUACAAAUAUAGCUGAAACCUCCUUGACUAUUGAUGGGAUCAAGUACGUAAUUGACCCAGGCUUUUGUAAAAUGAAAUCUUAUAAUCCAAGGACUGGAAUGGAGUCAUUGCUAAUUGCUCCAGUCUCCAAAGCGUCAGCUAACCAGAGGGCAGGUCGAGCGGGAAGAACAGGUCCUGGAAAAUGCUUCCGGUUAUAUACUGCCUACAACUAUUACAAUGAUAUGGAAGAUAAUACCAUACCAGAAAUACAAAGGACUAACCUUGCAAAUGUUGUCCUUAGUCUUAAGAGCCUCGGGAUCCACGACUUGAUAAAUUUUGAUUUUAUGGACCCACCUCCAUCUGAAGCAUUAUUAAAAGCCCUAGAACUCCUCUUUGCUCUGAGUGCAUUGAACAAGUUGGGUGAGUUAACUAAAGUGGGCAGACGGAUGGCAGAGUUCCCUCUUGAUCCUAUGCUAUCCAAAGCAAUAGUUGCUUCUGACAAUUACAAAUGCUCAGAUGAAAUGAUUUCCAUUGCUGCUAUGCUUUCUAUUGGAAAUUCGAUAUUUUAUCGUCCAAAGGACAAACAAGUCCAUGCUGACAAUGCGCGAAUGAAUUUUCACACUGGAAAUGUAGGGGACCACAUUGCAUUGCUAAAGGUCUACGAUUCUUGGAAGGAGACAAAUUACUCAACACAAUGGUGCUAUGAAAAUUAUAUACAGGUUAGGAGUAUGAAACGUGCAAGGGACAUACGUGAUCAACUUGAGGGGCUCUUGGAAAGGGUUGAAAUUGAAUUAACCUCAAAUGCCAGUGAUUUAGAACCUAUAAAAAAAGCUAUAACAUCAGGCUUUUUCCCAAAUUCUGCAAGGCUACAAAAGAAUGGGUCUUAUCGGACAGUUAAACAUCCACAGACUGUUCACAUACAUCCGAGCUCAGGGCUGGCACAAAUCCUUCCAAGAUGGGUUAUAUACCAUGAAUUGGUACUCACAACCAAGGAAUAUAUGAGACAGGUAACGGAACUAAAGCCGGAGUGGUUGGUGGAAAUAGCCCCACACUAUUACCAGCUUAAGGAUGUCGAAGAUUCGGGUAUGAAGAAAAAGCCGCGUGCAGAAGAAGGGCAAGGAUUGUAGGACUGGCAAACUGGCCACAAGUAUCAGGAAAGCAUAUUGCAGAUGAUUUAGUAGAGAAGAUGACUGUACAUAUCGGAGACACUUCAGUAGAGGAAAUGUAAAUACCAUUUUGUAUAUCUAGAAUACUAAAAGUUUCUGAAAAUUUUUCUGCCCUCUGGGCAAAAUCACACUCAUGCAUGCUGCAACUUAGCAAUUUGGAGAAGCUGCUUUUUUGAAAGCAUAAUAUUCUUUACAAAGAAAUUCUAGUGUAUUGGUCCCUUACUCUUGGGGUAGAGCAUAACCUGAGUCAACAAUGUAGAUAAAGAAUACCUGCUUGUAAAAUGUUGAACAUAUCAAGAUUGUAGCCACUGUCUUGCUCA
This is a messenger RNA of Quercus lobata, 3770 nucleotides long. Its product is annotated as pre-mRNA-splicing factor ATP-dependent RNA helicase DEAH1-like. Bases 247 to 3411 code for a protein of 1054 amino acids. The record is from RefSeq and is a predicted model, not a curated record. Lineage: Eukaryota; Viridiplantae; Streptophyta; Magnoliopsida; Fagales; Fagaceae. Gene Ontology annotation, molecular function: ATP binding; RNA binding; helicase activity. The transcript is spliced from 28 exons. Gene Ontology annotation, cellular component: intracellular anatomical structure; catalytic step 2 spliceosome.